Molecule: messenger RNA, 2064 nt
Organism: Globicephala melas (long-finned pilot whale)
Lineage: Eukaryota; Metazoa; Chordata; Mammalia; Artiodactyla; Delphinidae
Gene: RNF166
Product: ring finger protein 166
Biological process (GO): ubiquitin-dependent protein catabolic process; protein polyubiquitination
Molecular function (GO): ubiquitin protein ligase activity
Source: RefSeq, a predicted model, not a curated record
CCGGGCCUGGCCGGGACAGGGGCGGCGGCGGCGGGCCGGGCCCCGGGGAUGGCGAUGUUCCGCAGCCUGGUGGCCUCGGCUCAGCAGCGGCAGCCGCCGGGCGGGCCCGCGGGCGGCGACAGCGGCCUGGAGGCGCAGUACAGCUGCCCCAUCUGCCUGGAAGUCUACCAUCGGCCCGUGGCCAUCGGCAGCUGCGGACACACGUUCUGCGGGGAGUGCCUCCAGCCGUGUCUGCAGGUGCCAUCCCCCCUGUGCCCACUGUGCCGCCUGCCCUUCGACCCCAAGAAAGUGGACAAGGCCGCCCACGUGGAGAAGCAGCUUUCGUCCUACAAGGCACCCUGCCGGGGCUGCAGUAAGAAGGUGACACUGGCCAAGAUGAGAGUGCACGUUGCCUCCUGCGUGAAGGUCCAGGAGCAGAUGGCCAACUGUCCCAAGUUCGUCCCUGUGGUGCCCACGUCCCAGCCCAUCCCCAGUGCCGUCCCCAACAGGUCCACCUUCGCCUGCCCUUACUGUGGUGCCCGCAACCUGGAUCAGCAGGAGUUGGUGAAGCACUGCGUGGACAGCCACCGCAGCGACCCCAGCCGCGUGGUGUGUCCCAUCUGCUCAGCCAUGCCCUGGGGCGACCCGAGCUACAAGAGCGCCAACUUCCUGCAGCACCUGCUCCACCGGCACAAGUUCUCCUACGACACCUUUGUGCCUCCAGCCUCCAGGCGCCAGACCCUGUGGAGUCGACCCCUCCGCUCCCUCCGCCUGUGCCUGGUCCCGAUGGGUGGAUGCCACGGGGAUCCCUGGCUUCUCUGCUCAUCUCAAGCCCCGUUCUUGAGUCUGAGGAGAAAGGACAGCUCCGAUUCCGGGCGUCCAGCCCACGCAGUCCGCCCAGCCCUCAGUCACUGGGUGCGGUGGCCUCCGGGCAGCCAGACCAUCCCCGCAGCGCAGUUGCUGCACAGCGCCUGGGACCCCGUGACCGUGCGGGGCCGAAGGGGGGCGGGGAGGCUGGACGCAGCAGAGCCGGUCCAUUUGAGGUGACAGGACCAGGGCCAGGGGGGUCGCUCUGGGAGGCCCUGGCGUCCCUGGCCCAGCUCCACUCCCUGUCUUCCAGGACUACAGCAUCGACGAGGAGGCCGCCUUCCAGGCCGCCCUGGCCCUGUCUCUCUCCGAGAACUGAAGGCGUGGCCACUGGCCCAGGCCUCCCGCCUCAAGGGACACGCCCCGCCAGCUCCUGCGGCCCAGGCCUGCCUGGGAAGGCGCCUUGAGGGCCAGGUGGAGCCUCACUGCUGCAGGAGGAGAGGCCGCGUCCCUGUCGCGCUGAGCAGGUGGCCUCGGGGGGCCGGCCACUGGGAUGGAGUGUGGCCACUGUGUCUCAAAGCCAUGAUGUCCUCCCUGCAGAGAGGACCCUUCAGGCCCUGCCGCGUCCACAGGCCCCCGCACUGAGCAGGGAAGCGCGGAGGGGGCCCCGGCCCAGCACCUGGCAACGCUUCCCCGUCGCGUGCUCGGUACUGGCUUUUAUGAUUCCUAGAGGUUCCACACUUUUCUAUAUUAUCCGGUGUGAUGACCUUUUCACAUUUUCUAGAGCACAGACAGAGCAGUUGCCCUUCAUAUUGCAAUAUCCGUGUCUGACUAGGAAUAAUAGUAUUUUUAUGGAACAUUUACAGAAUUAUAUUUUUUAAAAAAACAAUAAAAAACGAACGGUUGUGGGAUUGGUCGGGGAGGAGAGGAGAGACGGGGCAAUCGCUGUGUGCAGGGACCGAGGUGGCCACGUCCCCAGGUCACCUCGCUGUUCCCCAGGGUCACUGGGAUAAUCACGGGAAGAAAUCGCAACGCCCAGCCACUUGCAGCGGCGCUGUGUCUGCUCCUGGCCUCCCGCCUGGGUCUUGGCCUCGGCCCUGCUGUCCCUGGUCCAAAGCUGACCACCUCGCGCCCCCAGCAGGGCCGCCCCGGCAGUGGCAGAGCGCGGGGCCGGGGCAGUGACCAGAGCUCACAAGACGCUCAUCGGCACCCUCGUUUGGCUCGUGGCAUAAAUUAUUGCUGUCUUUAAAAAAAAUUUAAAUAAAAUGUCUCAAAGCA